Molecule: messenger RNA, 839 nt
Organism: Prorocentrum cordatum
Lineage: Eukaryota; Dinophyceae; Prorocentrales; Prorocentraceae
Source: the annotation of a GenBank genome assembly
GCCCAGCCCUUGCUCUUGCCGAGGAGAAGCCACCGCUUGACGACGGCGACGGCGACGACGACGACGGCGACGCAUCUUCGGCGCUUCUUCCUGGCCUGCUGGCGCCGCCCCUGGCCCGGCACCCCUGGCCCGAGGCUCGAGAGGCAUUGGCAAAGCCGGGCUGCCCGCAAGAGUCGAGUAGACGUAAGAGAGACCUUUCAGAGCCACUCCUUCGCGCAGCCGACGCUAGCCGCCGCGCGCGCUCCGGCGCCGAAAUGGUGGGCGUGGCGUCUUUCUUCGUCCUGAACAGAAACGGCUCUCUGAUCUACGACCUGGAGCUCCAGAGCACGGGCUCCACGCUGUCCUCCAACGACAAGAUCAGGCUGUCGUCCACGUUCCACGGCAUCAGCGCCAUCGCGUCACAGGUGUCGCCAGUGCGGAACCGCGCGGGGGGAGCCUUCAGCUAUCCAGCCCCGAGGGGGAUCACCUCCAUGGACGCCAGCACGUUCCGGCUGCAGUGCUUCCCCACCCUGACGGGCAUGAAGUUCUUCUGCGUGGCCCUGCCGCCGCUGCAGGACUGCGAGCCCCUGCUGCGGCAGGCGUACGCGCUGUACAGCGACUUCGUGCUGAAGAACCCCUUCUACGAGCUGGACAUGCCCGUGCGCUGCGAGCUGUUCGACCGGGAGAUGAGGAAGCUCCUCGGCGACCCGCUGCAGGCCGCGGGCAGGUAGCGCGCGGCCCGCCCUGCCAUGGGCCGCCCCCCCCCCCCCCUCCUCCGCCUCCUCCUCCUCCUGAUGAGGAGUAGCGCGCCCCCCCCCUGUGCGGGCGGCGCGGUUCGCCGCGACGCGGGGCGCCCGGGC